AUGGACCAUGUCAAACAAGGCGCCAUCGAAGUGGGCACUGACAUCUGGCACUCGGCCUCCACCUUCUUCACCGGUCUUCUCUCUGAAUCUUCAGAAUCGAGCAGCAGCAGCUACGAUUACUACGAUCCAAACCAGGGGCUCUCGGUUAUAAUCAAUGGCAACUACGCCUCCAUAAUCGACCAGAACGGAAACAAAAUUCCGAUGACUGUCGUUGGCGAAAAUAUGUACAGACUUAACGACCGCACGAAUUUGGUCAUUACAAACGGCGGGCUAGCAGUUGUCUCCGUUGAUGGAACAAAAAUCGGCUACGAAAUCGACGAUUACGACUACCAGUACGAACUCAAUGGAGGAGCAUCUCCAUUCAUGAUCUACGGACUUCUCUUCAGCUGCCUCAUUUCUUUGAUGAUUCUUUUCGCAAUCAUGGUAAAACGCCGUCGAAUGAUGAUCCACCGUCGCUACUUGCUUGCUCGUAACUCACUUGCCACCGCCGCCGAUUUCGCUGUUGUCGAUUCAGAAAUCCCCUCCGUCAACAGCGAUAAAGCCAAGAAAAACGUCAACGACGCCCCGCCCUCCUACGAAACGGUCACUGAGCAAGACAAAAUGCUUCCCAAAUAUGAAGACGUUUAG
Oikopleura dioica is the source of this 627-nucleotide messenger RNA. The record is from the annotation of a GenBank genome assembly. NCBI's taxonomy places the organism in Eukaryota, Metazoa, Chordata, Appendicularia, Copelata, Oikopleuridae.